AUGAAGUCAACCGGUGUAAACGAGUCACUGACAUCAGGCAACGAAGCGGCGGUCCCAUCUGGUCCUGUCAAAACUGUAGAACUGGAGCAGUACCCAACUGGUCCUCACAUUGCUUCUCGCAUGCUCUUCACUGCUGAGAAUUCAUAUGGAGACAUAACUGACAAAGUUAUUGCGGAUUUUGGUUGUGGUUGUGGUACUCUUAGUGCUGCUGCUUCUCUUCUAGAUGCAGUUGUGGAUACUGUUGUGAUGAAUCCUCCCUUUGGUACACGAAAGAAAGGAGCUGCCAUGGAAUUUCUCUAA
Eruca vesicaria subsp. sativa (arugula) is the source of this 300-nucleotide messenger RNA. Lineage: Eukaryota; Viridiplantae; Streptophyta; Magnoliopsida; Brassicales; Brassicaceae. The record is from the annotation of a GenBank genome assembly.